Micromonas commoda is the source of this 2139-nucleotide messenger RNA. RefSeq lists its product with no specific name. The transcript has a single exon. NCBI's taxonomy places the organism in Eukaryota, Viridiplantae, Chlorophyta, Mamiellophyceae, Mamiellales, Mamiellaceae. The record is from RefSeq and is a predicted model, not a curated record. Bases 1 to 2139 code for a protein of 712 amino acids.
AUGGCGGGAGGCAUCCGCGCCGUCGCGCGCAUGUCGCUUCGCGCACCUCGUCAACACGGCGGCAACGUCGUCAUCGCCCACGCUCGGCCGUCCCUGCGCGCCGUCGCGUCGUUUCCCCAGGCGCGCGGCGGUGUCGUGGCGGUCGCGGGAAGCGCCGACGCGCCCGGGACGGCGGUGCGAGCGGCGGCUGCCGUCGGCGCCAUCGCCCGCCGCGACGCGGCGGCAUCCUCCGGGCGCAUCGCUCACCUCGCCGCCGGCAUCGCCCCGCGUUUCAGAUCCCUACGAUGCACCGCACCGGCGCGCACGGCGCUAAACGCGUCGAGCGGCGACGACGAGCGCGUCAACCUAGAUCUCAGCGACGAUCCCUUCGAGCACGUCGCGCUGCCCGUGGACGAAGCGGCGUUCGACGCCGCGGUCGACGACAUCAUCGCCGACGACGACGACGUCGACGCCCCGGCCGGCUCGACGUCGUCCGCCUGGUCCUACUCCGCCCCCGGCGACGACCUCCCUUGGGACGCCGCCGGCGCUUGGCCCGAGUUUGACGCGCUGCUCGGUAAGCUCAUGGCGAAGGGGUACAGGAUCGAGCCCGAGGGCGCGGCGGGGGGCGCGGCGGUGGACGCGAGCGUGUCCACGCCCGAGUGGGCCAGGGCCGUCGCCAAAUCCUACGACCGCGAAUCGCACGGGGAAUCCGACGGGGAGGACGACGAGUUGUCCGAUCCGUUUGCGCACGUCGCGAAACAAAAGGGCGAAUGGGACACGGACGAUUCAUCCGACGACGACCUCGUCGAGCUCUCGUACGCAAACAAGAAGCGCCUGCUGCUCGAGUUCAGCCGCGACAGGGAGGAUCUACUUCGCAGACUCUCCGAACGCGAGCUGUACGUCCUCGCCGAUCACCCGCUGCGCAAGGACCAAGGCAACGCGGGUGGGAGAAAAGUUGUCAACGCCAUGAAGCGGCUGAGGGCGCGACUGGGCAUGGACGCGUCGUAUUUCGCCGGUCAGUGCGCCGCGUUGGGGGGCGGCGACACGAUGGGCGAGUGCACGUUCUCGGACGUCACGCGGCUCGUCCACGUCUUCGCCGACGACGUCGCGCCGCAGUUUAGGCCCGAUCGAGCCGCGAUGCAGUCGCUGCUCAGGCGAAUUUCCGCGCUCGCGGAUACCGAGAAGCUUCCGGAGACGACGGAACCGGCGACCGUUACGGCGACCGUUACGGCGAAGGAACCGAGGUGGAUGGAGCGACGCGAGCGACGGCCGCCCGUGCGCGAGUACGAGGAGGACCGGUACGUCCGACCGGGCGCGGCGGCCGGUAGGGGACGGGGGCGAGGACGCGGAGGUCGGGGCUUCGAAUCCCGCGGCGGCCGAGGCGGUUUCGACAAUCGCGGGGCCCGCGGCUCUUACGCGCAAAGAGACUCGCGCAAAGAGAGGUAUUACGACGACGACGACGGGUACAGGCCCCGGGGGCGCAUGGAGCGAGACGACGGGUACGGCGGGUACGGCGACCGUUACGGCGACCGUUACGGCGCCGGUCGCGACAGAGCCCCGAGGGGCCGAGCGAACAGAUUCCGGGACGCGGGCGACGGUUUCUACGACGGCGGCGACGACGGUUGGGACACCAGGCGGUCGAGGGGCGGACGCGGGGGUCGCGGUUUCGAAUCCCCGCGCGGCCGCGGACCAAGUUCUCGCGGUCGCGGCGACCGACCGGGAAUGGGCGACAGGGACGUCGAUUACGGACGCAGAGCGCGAACCAAGGGCGGCUUUGGCUCGGACCUCGACGGACUCGACCUCGAGAACGACGGCGGCGUGGGCGAUAACUUUGGCGGCGACCGUUUCGGCGACCGUUACGGGGCCCGAGGCGACUCCUUCCGCGGCGAACGCGGCCGCGCGUACGAGAGGUACGGCCCGAGAGAGCAGGAGAGGCGGGGACGCGCGGCGAUGGGCAGGGGCAGAGGUGGGGGCAGGGGCAGAGGUGGGGGCAGGGGCAGAGGCGGUUUCGACAAUCGCGAUCGCGGGUUCGAUUCGCGCGAGGAGCGAGGCGGGUGGGACUCCCGCGGCGACGACCGCGGCGCCAGUGGGAGCGGGGAGCGGGACAGGAACAGGGUUCGCAUGUGGAAGCCCAAGGAUUCGUUCGGCGAGGAGUACUGA